This is a messenger RNA of Trichomycterus rosablanca, 3416 nucleotides long. RefSeq names its product citrate lyase beta like (gene clybl). Gene Ontology annotation, molecular function: (S)-citramalyl-CoA lyase activity. The record is from RefSeq and is a predicted model, not a curated record. Gene Ontology annotation, biological process: regulation of cobalamin catabolic process. The transcript is spliced from 8 exons. Lineage: Eukaryota; Metazoa; Chordata; Actinopteri; Siluriformes; Trichomycteridae. The coding region runs from base 36 to 1058 and encodes 340 amino acids.
ACCGGGAUCGUGUUUUGACCUGUCACAGUGGAAACAUGGCGCUGCACAUGAGCCGAUCCUGCAGGAUGGAGUAUGUUCAGAUUGCCAGGAGGCUGCUGUUGGAAACAUGGCAACGGAGUGGUUGGCGAUCCCAUCAUACCUCUGGUACAUCUCUGAAAUACAUCCCUCGGCGAGCCGUCCUCUACGUACCAGGCAACGAUGAGCGCAAGCUCAGAAAGCUGACCUCGCUGGACGUCGACUGUGCUGUGCUAGACUGCGAAGAUGGCGUUGCCCUUAACCAGAAGACAGCAGCACGGGAGACAAUCCCAAAGAUGCUGGCAGAGCUGAAUCUGGGGCGCACAGAGAAGUGUGUGCGGGUGAACUCUGUGUCCAGCGGCCUGGUCGACUCUGAUCUGGAGGUCAUUCUGCAGGCAGAGGUCCUUCCCCCAGCACUUAUGCUGCCAAAGGUGGAGGAUACUGGGGAAGUACAGUGGUUUGUUGACAGGUUUCAGCGGCACUUGAAAGGCCGGAAGCUGAUGGAACCUAUUCGCCUAGUCACCUUUGUGGAAACUGCUGUGGGGUUGUUGAAUUUUAAGGAUGUGUGUGAGGAGGUUCGCAGACUCGGCCCAAAGGUUGGUUUACAUCACGACGGAGUAGUUUUCGGCUCUGAUGACUUCUGUGCCAGCAUAGGUGCAACAAGGACAAAAGAUGCCAGAGAGCUACUGUAUGCUCGGCAGAAAGUGGUAGUUACCACCAAAGCCUUUGGGCUACAGGCCAUCGAUCUUGUUUACAUCGACUAUAAGGAUACAGAAGGGCUGCGGCAGCAGGCCAGAGAGGGCGCACUAAUGGGCUUUACUGGAAAGCAAGUCAUCCACCCGAACCAAAUCAAGACUGUGCAGGAGGAAUUCUCGCCCAGUCCUGAGAGAAUCAAGUGGGCCACAGAGUUAAUCACUGCCUUUGAGGAGCACCAGAAGCUGGGGAAGGGUGCUUUCACCUUCCAUGGCAGCAUGAUUGACAUGCCAUCACUGAAGCAAGCCCAGAACAUUGUCACCUUGGCCUCAGCCGUCAUGGGCAAAUGAGCCAAACUGGGCACCCAAAUCUGUCACUGUGCAGGACAUUGGAUAAAAAAAUCAGUUAACCUUAGGCAGACACGUGCCCUUUUAGACCAUUAGCUGUGGCUCAUCUACUGCUCUAUAAGCUUGGCAAAGCUGCAUGGUCUGAUGGGAUUGUCUGCAAUGUCAAAGAAGUGAUUCAUACAGUUGGGAUCUCUGUAAUUAAUGUUUGUGCUUCAUCUUGAUUUAGAACAAAAUAUGUGUUAAAAAGAAUGAGAACUUGUUAGAUAAACCUGACAAUGUUUAUUUUGUGUGAAUGUGUUUCUCUUUGUGUAUUUAUGCCUGCCUGCCUGCUUAAGGUCAGCUUGUGAGCCGGGGUUUGACGUGCCUGGCAAAAGGGCAAACAAACACUUGUUUCUCCAUUCAUCCUCGAGGCUCCUUCAGGCUCAUCCAGUUCGCAGCACAUCAAAGCAGCUUUUGCCAAAGAGCUGCAGUAAAUGUCCUUAAACCCACAGUGAGAAGAGAGCCUGCGGCCCAUUCCAAACUGCAGGCCUUUGUUUAGCAGGGCACUCCUGGCCGCUGAAGUGGGGGGCAUGAAUACGUCUUGAAACAAGCAUCAACUCAAGGCUGACCUGUGUGGCAACAUGACUCACUUACACACACUUACUCGCUCGCUCUCAAAAACUAAUACACACUCAACAGUGUGUGUCCACUCUGUAAGUAAAUAGCCACAAUUUUUUGAAAAUUUGCACUGCUUUGUUUUUCUAGCCUAGUGGCUUGCAGAGUGGUGUACUCCAUCCAACUUCUCAAAAGUGAAGUAACCGGAUGUCAUUUGAAAUAAAUUGUUUGUUUAACUUGUUUUUUUUUUUCCCAUGGAUGUCUUCUUCACUUAGAUGCCAGUCUUUUGUCUCAUACAGCUGAUAAGGUCUUGGCAAGCUGGUCUAAAGGGGUGGGAGCCUGAGAACAGGGUGGAGCGGUGGGAUGGUUAAUCGUUCAGUUGGUCACUAUGGUGACAUUUUAACUGGAUGUGGUAUGAUCAAUCAUGUCUGGUGAGGGAACUUCAGAUUGCAGCCCGACUGAAGGACAAAAAUAAUGGAGACCGCUGCUUUGACCAACUGACAGAGCAGACAGUAAGCUGCUUCUCUGGCACUUGGCCCACACUUUUACCCCAUACCCUACCAAUUACCCAUUGUCAUUUUAAAUGUACUAAUGAUUUGUAUGUUGGUCUUUUUCAGUCUUAUAUUCUAAACUCUUUUCUUGAGUUAAUGAUGAAGGGGGCUUGGUGGCAUGUUGGCCAUGGUUGCAUUUCCCACGCAAAGACAAAAUAAGUGUGAGUGAGUUCUUCUGGGCAUUAAGUCAAACAGCCAACGGGUUUCAACUAGAAAUGCAAAUGGAGUUGUGAUUGGCCAAAUCAUUACUAUAUAAUAUUUUCUCAAGUUUCUUGAUUAAAGACUGGAUUGCUGAUUGUUAUGGAUACAUACGAAUACUGUAUAUACCAGGAACCAGAAAAAAUAACAAUACUUCACCUUAGGAUUUUGGUGACACUGAGCUGUUGGAUCAUGUCAGGAGAAAGUCAUGAUACUGACCUAUCUACAGCAUACUUUUUAUUGUAUGUUAUGUUUAUAUAUAGCUGGUAAGUAUGGCCAAAUGUAAACAGUAUGUAAACACGGGACUAUGAGCUUGUUGGACAUUUUAAAACCAUGGUCAUUAAUCUGGAAUUAACCCCUUUCCCCACAUUUUACACAAAAUUGGUGUUAUGCACCAACUUAUCAUGAACUGUAAAGUGUAUUUAAAAUGUGCUAGUAGAUUUGAUCCUUUAAUAUCCAUAUUGUUGUAAUGCAUUAUGGAAAGGUCACCUGUUUUAACCCAGGGAAUAAAUGAAUGUCCCAAUUUUAAUAUAUUUCUGCAGUACAAAUAAGAGGAGGUAUAACAGAAGAGAAUAAAGCUGAGACUUUUGGUCUAAUUGAAAGCUUUUGUAACCUGUUUACCCCCUGGGACAUGCACCACCCCAUUCAUAUAAUUACCCACCUACCCAAUGUUAAAUAAAUCUUCCAUUUUAGAUUUUUUAGGCUUAAGCCACCAGAGAGUUUUCCAGGUGUUGUCACUGUCAUUUGAUUUUUUUUUUAUUGUCGUAGUAAAAAUGUUUGUGUUUUCAAAUAUUAUUAUUAUUAUUACUACGACUAUAAAUACAUUUAGUGGUAAUCAUACUGUAAAUCAUUGUGUCUUAAGGGGAAAUGUUUUUUUCACUGCCAAUACACUGAUAAACGUUACAGCACCUAGUUUUUUACAAUGAUUCCUUGGAGUUUCUUUCCCUUUUUAAUUGUUUUAAGAUGUUACUACACCAAUGUGAGGUAUUUAAUAAAAUAUAUCUAAUUUGUACCUGUA